Molecule: messenger RNA, 5667 nt
Organism: Sarcophilus harrisii (Tasmanian devil)
Lineage: Eukaryota; Metazoa; Chordata; Mammalia; Dasyuromorphia; Dasyuridae
Gene: ZNF697
Product: zinc finger protein 697
Exons: 4
Coding region: 1020-2639 (539 amino acids)
Biological process (GO): negative regulation of transcription by RNA polymerase II
Molecular function (GO): DNA-binding transcription repressor activity, RNA polymerase II-specific
Source: RefSeq, a predicted model, not a curated record
GAAGAGGAGUUGGGACUCUGAUUCAUUCAGCAGCCACCCUUCUUUCUUUAGAAGGCACUCCCUUCUUCCGAGGUUUCUAGCAUUCUGAAAGGGUGGCAAGUCUAUUUUUAGAGGUGAGCCGUGUAGGGGCUAUCACAGUCAGGCACAGAAGGUCCCUCGGAUUCCACCCAUCAGCACUCUCAGCAAAGACGGGAACGUCCGAGGGUGAGAGCCCGAACAGUCACGCCUGUUAGCCACAGAAAGGAAAGGAUCCAGGAGAUUCCCCAAAUCGAUUCCUUUAGAUCAGUUCCACAGAUACACUGCUGUUACAUUCUCGAUGACAGCCCCGCCCCGCUCCGAAAGCAGGAUUUCUGCGCUUUUACGAGAAAAUAAAAUAUUAAGACUCUAGAAGCAAACAAACGAAAUAACACCCAGAUGCUGAAGAACCCAUCUUCCAGUCCCUUGAGAAAGAGAAAGGGAUCUCUCCCCAGACUGCGCCCAGCCCCGCAGCUUGACCCCCCGCACGCCGCGUGGACAGCAGCCGGGAGGGGCUCAGGUGCCGGCCAGCGCGCGUGCCGUCCGGGACCGACGCAGGGCCGCUCGGGAGGCGUGCGCCUGCUGUCCCUGCGGGAAAGGGGGCUGCGGGGAAACGGGGGGCUGCGGGCAGGAAGUCCCCGGGAACUACAAAUUGAGGCAUGCUGGGAGCAUUCCCACGCCCCUCCCAGGAAAUGUCCUUUGUCCAGCCGAACAGGAAGCCCCAGUGAGGAGUCAGCCCGCCGUGGCCACUGCAGCCGCUCCGCAAGGACAGCAGCCCCGGCGCCGGGCAGCUGCGGGACGCGGGCUGCUCAGCCUCGCCUCUCUUCCUUCUCUGCCAGGCCUCCUCCUCUCCCUCCUCCCCGCUGUCUCCGCGCAGCUUCUGAGAAGAGAUUCCCAUCUCCCAGGAGACCAACUUGAAGGUAUCAGCAAGCCAGAGGAAUCCCUGGCUUCUAAAGGUGGAAGACACGGAAAUCUCGGAUCAGUUCCUGGCCUGGUUUUCCCGGAUGGAACAAGAGGAAGAACUGGGUGUGUCUGAACUCCAGGACUCGGGGGACAGGGGGAUGGGCUCAGAUAUCGAGGACUCGGAGGAGAGGGGGAUGGGUUCAGACCUGCAGUACAUGGAUGAGAGAGAGGACGACCCGGAGGAGAGGGAGGUGGGCUCGGACCUGCUGGACGAGAAAUACAGAGAGGAGAACUCAGAGGAGAGGGAGAUGGUGACAGACAUCUACACAGCAGAUGAGAGACUCCUCAGUGAGGAAGAAGAGGCAGCCCUCCGGGAGGAAAACGAAGAUGACGGGGAGGAUCCCGAAGUGGUGGAGAUGGGGAUGUUCUCGGGGCUGAGUGAGUCGGAGAGCCUGACGCAGAGUCCCAGAGAGGAGGACGAGAGCACCGGCGAGAGCCGCCCGGAGGAGGAGGAGGAUGCUCCGGCGCUGCCCUGGAGGAGACGCCUCUCCAUAGGGAAGUGUCCCCGGGAGGGCAAGCCGGCCCAGCGCCGUUUCCAUCAUCUCCAUCACCCGAUGGCUGUGGAUUUCGGGGAGCUCAAUAGCUUGAUGGCCAGCAUCAUGGAAGCCCCCACCAUCUGCUCCGAUUGCGGCGAGAGCUUCAGCCCGGGAGCGGCCUUCCUUCAGCACCAGCGCAUGCACCAGCUGGCCCAGGCGGCGGCGGCGGGGGUCCAGCCGUACGGCUUCGCCGCGGAGUGUGGGGGCGUGGUGGGCGUGGUGGGGCUGGGGGGCUCCGUGCUGCCCCGGGCCCCGGGGGAGAAGCCGUACCGAUGCGGGGAGUGCGGCAAGGGCUUCAGCCGCAACACGUACCUGACCAACCACCUGCGCCUGCACACGGGGGAGCGGCCCAACCUGUGUUCGGACUGCGGCAAGAGCUUCAGCUGGCGCGCCGACCUGCUCAAGCACCGCCGCCUGCACACCGGGGAGAAGCCGUAUGCGUGCCCCGAGUGCGGGGAGGCCUUCAGCCUGAGCUCGCACCUGCUGAGCCACCGGCGGGCCCACGCGGCGGCCAGCGGGGCCGGGGCGGCGGCGCUGCGCCCCUUCGCCUGCGGCGAGUGCGGCAAGGGCUUCAUGCGCCGCUCGCACCUGGCCAACCACCAGCGCAUCCACACCGGCGAGAAGCCGCACGGCUGCGGCGAGUGCGGCAAGCGCUUCAGCUGGCGCUCGGACCUGGUGAAGCACCAGCGCGUGCACACCGGCGAGAAGCCCUACAUGUGCUCCGAGUGCGGGGAGACCUUCAGCGUCAGCUCCCACCUCUUCACGCACAAGCGCACGCACUCGGGCGAGCGCCCGUACGUGUGCAGCGAGUGCGGCAAGGGCUUCGGCAGGAACUCGCACCUGGUGAACCACCUCCGCGUGCACACCGGCGAGAAGCCCUUCGGCUGCGGCCAGUGCGAGAAGCGCUUCAGCGACUUCUCCACGCUCACGCAGCACCAGCGCACGCACACCGGCGAGAAGCCCUACGCCUGCGCCGAGUGCGGCAAGAGCUUCAUCCAGAGCUCGCACCUCAUCCGCCACCGCCGCAUCCACACCGGGGACAAGCCGCACAAGUGCGCGGGCUGCGGCAAGGGCUUCCGCUACAAGACCCACCUGGCGCAGCACCAGAAGCUGCACCUCUGCUAGGGCGGCCGGGGCGGGACUCGGGAGCAUCAUCUCGGGGACGUUCCAGGAGGGAAGGGGGUUUCUAGUAAAAAAAAUCAGAAUAGAUACUUGCAAUUGCCUUUUUCCUCCCUCAAAUGAGAAAGGCAGAGUGAGCUCACAAUGAAGGCCCUUACUUUUACACGUGGUUGUUUAAGGUCAUCAAGAAAAGGGAUGGGGACUAAGAGAGACAUAGUAUUGAAAGGGAAGGAGUAAAAAAGAAUAACGGGUCUUAAAUCGGGGAAGUGUUUGGCUCCUGAAAGGUGAGGGGAUGGGGAGAGAGAGAUCACAGCAAGGGAAGUAGGAGGCAGUGAUUUGUGUCUGGGUUUAGUUAGCAUCCUCUUUUAACAGAUGCUCCAAUUCAUGCCCCAUCCCCUUGGGAACCUCUGCAGCCACCUACUGAUUCUUCCUCUUCAGCUUUUCCUUGGAGCCAAGACAAAUACAAAGUGUCCCAUCAGGACUGUGGAAGGAAGAAUGUUAUUUUCCCCGUCCAUUCCUUUUUUCUCUGGGCCAUAUCUAGCUGCUAUUUGGAGACUUCUAGAGAAACUGGGGUGAAAAGUAGAACAUUUCAGGAGAAAAGUGUCUUCAGAGAGAGGGGACCACUUCAUUGCUUGCUUUCUGCUUCCGGUUUUCUGGUCUCCUCACAUCAAAGCCCUAUCAUCUCCAUGUACCAAAUAUUCUCACCCUUGGCCCUGGAGUUUGGGUACUAGGCCCAUGAUUUCUAUUAGACUACACACGUGUGACUUUAAAUAGAAGGAAAAACGGCCGCAGUCUGGAAUUGUGGGGUUUCUCCUUAGUACAGUGUAUUGCUUGAUUUCCCAUGGAAAUCUCAGAUGAUUUUUGCAGGAGAAACCCAAGAGGCAUUUUCCACCAAGUUUGCUGGGUUUCUCUGAGGAUCCCAGAAGAACAAAUCUGCCGAGUCCAUCAUCCAUUGGUUUCAUCUCAUUUUGUUCUCUCACUUGCUGUCUUCCUCACUUGAAGGUGAAGGAGGAACCCUGGGCUUCCACCUCUCCAAAAUCUAGUUUUCCUCUGUUAGUUCACACAAGAAAUACGGAGGAUGUUCUCUAAAAAAGACCUUGUUUUUAGUACCCAAAUGGGCAAUAGUUAAGGAAAGUAUAAAUGCAAACACUUUAUAGCACCAGCAAAGACUGCAUCCUCUUGGUGCUAAUCAGAAUGCCAAAUAGCACUUUUAUACUUUUAAAGGUGCAUUAUCAUGUUCAUUAUUAUAGCCAUUCAUCAAUUUGCUUGUGAGAUCCAUCAGUAUUAGACCCCUAUCUUAUAAGGAAGACUAAGGCAUCGAGGACUGAUCUCGAAAAAGGUUUGGCAGUGUCAGAUAGGUCUGCUCUGCUCUCUGUGUUUUCCAUUUUGACUCUGGACCGUAAAUUGUUGCCUAUUUCAAGGGCUUUUUCUAAAUUGUCCCUUGCUUGGAACAAUCUUGGCUACACUAGAAACAACAGGAAAGGUAUUCCGUCAUGUGUAAGACCUGCCUCUGGUAGCCUUGUGUUAACAUCAAGGAUGCCAGACUGCACCCUUCCCCUUCCACUCCCCCAGAAUAAGCCUUUAGAAUGGGAAUUCUUAUAUUUGGGAAUUCCAACUUGGAGGAAGAAAGCUCCAGGAUUGUCAUUUCAACCCUUUAUGAUCUUGGCAAAGAUUGUCUAAGGAUUUCCUGAGAAUUAGCAUGGGCAGUUCUAUCCUGGGAAAACUUUGGAGGAACUAUAGGAAAAAGGCAUGUCUAUACCACUACCUACAAAACAAAACAAAAAACAACCACCACUUCAUUUUUAAUUGAAUUCUGUUGGAAAUUCUAGUCUGGAGCAUUUGUAUCUCACAGAUGCAGUUUCACCCUUUGAAUUACAAAUUUUUUGUUUUGUUUUUUAAAAAAGCCAACAAAACUAGGGGGUAAUAAAAACAUUGUUCCUAUUUAAUAACAAGCCCUUUUGAUCAUGGGCCAUUUCUCCGGUUUGGGAAUCAAAAUAGGCUUAUACUUCUCCGAUUUUAUAAAAUUAAUAUUUAUGUUUGAAAGAAGAUGAUGAAAAGAUCAAUUCCUUAAAUCCCCUUCUCUAGCAAUUUUUUUUUUUUUUUUUUUUUUUGGUGGGGAAGAGAAGGAAGGGAGAAGGAAUAAAGAGAUUGGAAACUUAUCAUUAAAAUAAAUUGGGGAGGGUGGCUUUAGAUUUCGUUUCCCAAUAAUUCUUGUCUCAUUCACACAGAAAAAAGUCAGCUACAAAUUGAACACCACUUUAGGUAAACAAAACAUUGUAACCAAAAGAAGUGAGUUAGAUUUGGGGGCCAGGGGCAAAGGUGUGUAAUAACUGCUUUUCUCCUGAUUGACUCAUUUUAUGAUAGACCUAAGCUUUCGGGAACUCAUCUGUAUAAAGUAUGCCUAUAUUUGGUCCUCCCAAAGUUUUCAGUUUUGUCUCUAGUUUUUCUCUAGAUUGUUCUUAUACCUGCUUUCUCUGGGACACCCUUGAAUGUGUUAAGCAACAUAUGAAAAUAAUUAUUAUCCACCAAUCCAUUUAUCACCACAGGGUCAAAAUUGUUUUAAUCUGGAUUCCUUAGAAGUUUAGUCAAGUAGUUUUAACUGCGAUUAAGUGGAUUUUUUUCCCCCAGAGCUUGUGCAUGGAUUUGGAAACAAACAAGAUGAGAAUUUCUACCAAGCCCGGAGCUGUUGCAUAGUCCCUCUGUGGGAUUUCUCCAGCUUCAUCAAAGGCUGUGCAUGUGUCAUAUAAAUUAAGAAUUUGUUUUUUUGGCUUUUUUUUCUUAGACAAUCUGAACUGUCAUUUUUGAACUUGUGCACAUUUGAAUGCGGUGUAAUUUGUGAAAAUGAUAAUUUAAAGAACUUCAGGAUAAGAGGUUUUGUGUUGGGGUGGGGUUCGGGUGAGGGGUAGGGUGGGAGUGGAAUUUCUUUACUGGUUUCAGGUUGUUUUUAUUUAAUAAUGGUUUUCUGGACAAUGUUCUGGUGUUUGAAUGCCAGUACAAUGUAUUUGUCAUUAAAUUCUAUAAGAUGUUGAUCUCA